ACCAGUAGCUGUGCUUAAAAGUGAAAAAUUUUAUUUUAACAAAGUGAUCGGUGAACACAAUCUAUACACAUACUUGGAUAUUAUAUCUAAAAUCCCUGUGUUGUUGUUUUUGUAUUAAUUGCUGUCGCUGUUUAUGCGAAGCAGAGACACUCGGUGCGCAAUAAACGAUUCAGCGGCACAACAGUAAAAUUUAUUAAUGAAAAGUAGAAAAAAGAAAUUCAAUUAAAACAUAACUACCUUGACAAAAGAAUAUCAAUCUGGUUUCCUGUUUCGCGUUAAGAAAACCCAAAUCCUAUACAAAGAUACUGCAUCUAUAUAGAUAUACAUUUGUGCAAUCAGACAGUCUGGCAGUCGCAGAGUGCAACACGCGGCGUAUUAAUUAGCUUUUGAUUUGCUUUAAUCUGGAUAAAAUUUGACGUGUAAAUUAAUUUGUGUGUAGAAAAAUUCAUAACGAUUGGCUUAAAAAUAUAUACGAAUUUGAUUAUAAGUUUGCGUUCAUAAAGACAAUAUUGAUAUACCUUAUGAUGGGCUUAUGAUUUGCGUACGUCAAAAUAAGUUAAAAUUUAGCUCCAGCUUUUUGCUGUAUUGUGCUUAAGUGUGUGCAGAAGGUUAUUUUGUAAGACCGGUGAAUAUUCUACAUUGUGGCGAGGUCGCUUGUUUUUUGUCUCCUAGUUUCAUUCAAACAUCAUGAGUGGAGAAGUAACUGUGACCCACAAUGGAGUAGUAUGCAAAAGUGAUAUCAUGAAGAAAAUUGACAGCAGCAUGGAGAUGUCCCUGAUCGAACAGCCAGUUAAAAAAUUACCUGAUGAUCGUUCAGACUUAACGGAGCAACUUUAUAUUGAUCCAAAUCUAUAUGUAGAUAUUGGUAAUGGGGACUAUUGUUGCCCCGCUUCACCUACCACCGUACCCGGUCGUAUAGUGUCCUCAAAUUCUUUGGAGUCACCAGCACGUACCACUCCGUCACGACCGGCGCGCCGCCAACGCACUACUUCUGUGAAUAGUCAAUCGACUACGGCCAAUCCGGCAGAGUGCAUCAUACGUGCCAAUAAUCGUACUAUUUACACAGCUGGACGUCCGCCAUGGUACAAUUGUGCCGGUCAGCAAGUAGAACCAUUUGUUAUUGGAGUUUGCGGUGGCAGCGCAUCCGGCAAAACAACAGUUGCACAAAAAAUUAUCGAGAGUUUGAGUGUACCAUGGGUCACAUUGCUUUCCAUGGAUUGUUUCUACAAGAUAUUAACAGAGAAACAACACCAACAGGCGUUAUUGAACGAAUACAAUUUCGAUCAUCCAGACGCAUUCGAUAUAGACUUAUUGGUGGAGGUGUUAACGAAACUAAAAGAGGGGCGCAUGGUGGAAGUGCCCAUAUAUAAUUUUGUAACACAUUCACGUGAAUCAAAGACUAAAACUAUGUAUGGCGCUAAUGUCAUAAUUUUUGAAGGUAUUUUAGCAUUUCACAGCCCAGAAAUACUUAAGCUCUUAGAUAUGAAAGUAUUUGUAGACACCGAUGCAGAUAUACGUUUAGCACGGCGUCUGAAGAGAGACAUUUCGCAACGUGGGCGCGAUCUCAGUGGUGUACUUAAACAGUAUUUAACCAUGGUGAAGCCUUCUUAUGCCAAUUAUAUAGCGCCAACAAUGGCUCAUGCUGACAUUAUUGUGCCACGCGGUGGUGAAAAUAAAGUAGCCAUACAUCUCAUCGUGCAACACGUACAUACACAGUUACAAUUGCGUGGCUUUAAGUUGCGUGAAACAUUAGUGAAUUCCUACAAAGAUCAGCCGAUGCCAGACUCGCUACAUCUACUGCCACCAACACCACAAAUUAAGGGACUGCACACUUUUAUACGUUGUCGCGGCACUUCGAGAGAUGAAUUCAUAUUCUAUUCGAAACGUCUUAUACGUCUGGUUAUUGAAUAUGCAUUAAGCCUCUUCCCAUUCAAAACAACAACUGUGGAAACACCCCAAGGGGUACUCUACGAAGGAAAACGCAUGGGUUCGCGUAAAAUAUGUGGCGUAUCUAUAUUGCGUGCUGGCGAAACAAUGGAACAGGCUAUAUGUGAUGUUUGCAAAGAUAUACGUAUCGGCAAAAUACUUAUACAAACUAACCGAAACACCGGUGAACCAGAGUUAUACUAUUUGCGAUUACCUAAAGAUAUAAAGGAUUACAAAGUCAUUCUAAUGGAUGCCACUGUGGCUACAGGUGCUGCAGCUAUGAUGGCUUUACGCGUAUUGCUUGAUCAUGAUGUUCCAGAAGAGAAUAUAAUAUUGGCUUCUUUGUUGAUGGCUGAAAUUGGUGUCCACUCGAUUGCGUAUGCUUUCCCGAAAGUGAAAAUUGUCACAUCAGCACUGGAUCCUGAAGUUAACGAUAAGUUCUACGUGAUACCCGGUAUCGGUAAUUUCGGCGAUCGCUAUUUCGGUACUGAACCUUCUGAUGACUACCUUUAACUAUUUAGAUUAAAUAAUUAACUUAAUAAAAUAAAGAAAGAUAGAUAUGAA
Messenger RNA from Zeugodacus cucurbitae (melon fly), 2490 nucleotides. Its product is annotated as uridine-cytidine kinase-like 1. Gene Ontology annotation, cellular component: cytoplasm. The record is from RefSeq and is a predicted model, not a curated record. Gene Ontology annotation, molecular function: kinase activity; ATP binding. Lineage: Eukaryota; Metazoa; Arthropoda; Insecta; Diptera; Tephritidae. Bases 688 to 2439 code for a protein of 583 amino acids. The transcript has 8 exons.